AUGUGGUUUCUUGUUUUCAGCAUAUGGAUCGCUUCCGGUCAAUUACUGCCACAUAUUUCUAACGUAAUAGAAAAGGAGCUCGAUCAACUAGAAAUAACAGAGUUAUCCCGUGAAUACAUCAAUAAUAAAUUUCCCAUCACUCAGUCAAGCUGUGUUAAAAAUGCCUUGGGAGAGUUUCUCGAAAUAUGUAUGAGGAAAGGUUUCGAAUUUGUUGAUGCAGAUUUGAGAGUCAUCACCGCAGUACGCUUAUCAGUUUGUGAAUUUGAGUCAUCUGGGUUAACCAACUACCCAAGCGAAUGUCAUGAAAAACGAUUAGGUGGGAUAGAUACUAUAAGCUGCGUCAAUGCUUUGGAGUCAUCUCCGCAGUGGUGGACAACAUACAGUGGAAACUAUCAAAAUCUUCCACAUAUUUGCAUGGAGAAUUCGUUACCGUUCGAAAAGGAACAGAUCCUUGAGCUAUUCUUGAAUAUUACUGACAUGUACUCAGAAUUUCAAAGAAAUAUAGAAAACUAUUGGAAAAGUUUUAGUUCUGAUCUAGAAAUCAAUGGUAAGGAGAAUAUUGACAUGAUCCAAAAUUUAUUCAAUUCACUGGUCAAUGAUUUAAUCCAAAAUCACAAAAUGAAGGACGAAGAAUUAAUCACUGAAUUUGACAAGAUGAAGGCAGAGUUUGAUAUCCGAUUCUUUAAUUUUACUGAAUCAUUUGACAAUCUCAACGAUGAGGUGAAUGAAGAUCUAUCAUUAAUAAAAUCUCACUUAAUUGAAACUUUUCGGCAAGUCGACUCAGAAUACAUGGCACAACUUCAAAAGAACAAAAAUUCCACAGACAAAGCCUUCAAUGAAUUAGAAUCUAUGUCGACUUAUAUCUUGGAUCACCAGAAGACAUCCAUGGAACUUAUUGACAGCUUUUUCUCAGAUCUAAUAGACCUAACCCGUGAUAAAAAUCUAGUAAUUAGCGAUGAGUUAAUGCAGACACAAGAAGAAACUAUACACCUCAUAUUUCAAUACAAUAAACUAGUGCAUGAAUCUGUUAUACCAUUAUUGACUGACGAUCUUUUACCUGUCGUCAGAGGUGUGUCAAAUUCCAUUGUUGAAAAUUUAGACAACAUGAAUGUUGAACUUACAAGCCAUUUGGAAAAUGUAUCACAAACCAUCGAAGUAAAAUUUAAGGCCUUAGAAAAGGAAACAGACAGAUCUCUUUUAAAGGCAAAAGAGGUUGAAUCAAAUUUGCGAAACUUAAAUAACCUUGUGAGUACAUCCUUGAAGGGGUUACAAACUAUUGUACGGUUAUUAACGUUUUUGUUAAAACGGCAGGUCGUUUUGGUAGGGAUCCUGCAGAUCUUUUUAAGGAAAUACAUCUCGAUGAAUCUAUACCUAUACGCAAUAGCAGUAGUUGUAACAGCAUUAGCUGGAUCUAAAGUGGGAUCAUGGGGCUCAUUACUAAUGAAAAGUUUUGUCACUCGAUAG
Kluyveromyces lactis is the source of this 1464-nucleotide messenger RNA. It is a transcript of the gene KAR5, whose product is annotated as Kar5p. NCBI's taxonomy places the organism in Eukaryota, Fungi, Ascomycota, Saccharomycetes, Saccharomycetales, Saccharomycetaceae. Gene Ontology annotation, biological process: karyogamy involved in conjugation with cellular fusion; nuclear membrane fusion involved in karyogamy. Bases 1 to 1464 code for a protein of 487 amino acids. The record is from RefSeq and is a predicted model, not a curated record. The transcript has a single exon. Gene Ontology annotation, cellular component: endoplasmic reticulum membrane.